Molecule: messenger RNA, 1279 nt
Organism: Laetiporus sulphureus 93-53
Lineage: Eukaryota; Fungi; Basidiomycota; Agaricomycetes; Polyporales; Laetiporaceae
Exons: 4
Coding region: 88-1212 (374 amino acids)
Source: RefSeq, a predicted model, not a curated record
CUCGAGUCCCUCCUCACCAGCCUUUUCCAACAACUCAAUAUUCAGGCUUAGCGUUAAACUUAACAACGGCCACAGUGAGGUUGUCCCAUGUCUGAACCAAACAACGAACGUCCACGCCGCUCCACACGUGCGCCUCCGAAAGCGCCUGUGAAUGUGGCUCCCGAGCCAAGUGCCUCUGGUAAGCGGAAAACGCAAGAUGGCGACAAACACUCUGCGGAACAGCUCGAAAUACUUCUGACGAGCUCAAAAAGUCACCUCACUAAGAUGAAUAUCUCAGAUGUCUUGAACUGCGAGAAUUUCUUGAACCUGUCGCAAGAGUCCAAAGAGUUUCUUGUAUCAUUACUUCCUCCAACAGCGUUCAAUACUUUUCGCCCAUCUCUGCCCUCCACGCACGUUGACUACAGCAUAACGAACGAUAAUGUUCCAAACAUUGAUCAAGAUGACGCAAUGGAUGUCGACUCUGCGCAUGAAGCAGCUUUUGCUGCCUCCACAUCCACUUCGCAGAGUACACAUCAAAACAGAACACCUGCCUUUCUAGACCCGGCUAUAUUUACAUCACCAUUCUUCUCGUCCGCCGCGCAGACAUACCAAGAUCACCUCUUCUCAGGUUGGUUCGCGGCAAAGGCGCAGGAUACUAUCAAACUGUUCGAGGAAGGCAUCCGCCUUGGGACCAUGCAUGCGGAAUGGAAAGACGAAGAGUGGGAACGGGAACAUACUGAAAAGGGGCAGCGUCAGAUAGAUCUGACAGCGCUCGCAAUAUACGGGUACCUCCAAGAGCACGAUAUCCUUUCUUACAGACGUGAAUUCCCGCGUUUACACAUCACAGUUCAAAAGGAUGUCCUCGUCGAAUCCCUCCAUCCUCGCAGCCGAACUCUGGCUGUCCUUAUCCCUCCGAGCACUACGUGCAGCCUCAAGCCGAGCCUGUUGGUGACUGAUCGCGCUGACCCAGAACCAGAGGACCAUAUCCAGGCGAUGGAAGAUAUUGCUGACCCAGAAGUUCUCGAAGUAGGCAUCCUGGACAUCGACGGACGCGUCACUCGGGCGGACAGGAUUUCUGCACUGCCACACAGUCCUUGGAAGUCUUUCACCGUCUGGAGAUGGCGAGACGAUAUGCGCAAUGAUCUAGCAUCUCAAAUAUUGCUGGAUAGGGGAGGGAGAGAGAGAUAUGGGACAUUGUCAUAUCUGAGAGCAUACUGCCGCGACGGAAAUUGAUUUGUUCGCAUUAUUAAGAAGUCCGUCCACUCAGAGUGCUGGACAUGCUUAUCGCGAUUGAGAGAUA